Molecule: messenger RNA, 675 nt
Organism: Macrosiphum euphorbiae (potato aphid)
Lineage: Eukaryota; Metazoa; Arthropoda; Insecta; Hemiptera; Aphididae
Source: the annotation of a GenBank genome assembly
AUGGCUUCUUUCAAGUAUCUGAUAUUCAUCGCCUUGGCCGUAUACUCCGUUGUCGCUGAAGAAGGAGUAAGAGCCAAGAAACACGCCUACGUCGCCGCUGCCCCAGCUCCGGUUUUGGCUUACUCUGCCGCAGCCCCAGGAUCGUUCUCGUAUGGAUACUCAGCAUACCCAGCAGCGUACCCAGCAGCAUACCCAGCAGCGUACCCAGCAGCGUACCCAGCAGCGUACCCAGCAGCGUACCCAGCAGCGUACCCAGUAACAGCUUAUGCCGCCCACGAAGACGACGGCCAAUACUAUCCCGGCAAAUACGAAAAGGCUCCCAUCCCAGCAGCAUACCCAGCAGCAACGGCUUAUGCCGCCCACGAAGACGACGGUCAAUACUAUCCAGGCAAAUACGAAAAGGCUCCCAUCCCAGCAGCAUACCCAGCAACGGCUUAUGCCGCCCACGAAGACGACGGUCAAUACUAUCCCGGAAAAUACGAAAAGGCCGCCAUCCCAGCACCAUACGUGAUCGGACACCCCGCGAGCCACCACGAAGACGACGGUCAAUACUAUCCCGGCAAAUACGAAAAGGCUUCCGUCCCAGCAGCGUACCCAGCAACGGCGUAUGCCGCCCAUGAAGACGACGGUCAAUACUAUCCCGGCAAAUACGAAAAGCCUGAAUCCCACUACUGA